Messenger RNA from Spinacia oleracea (spinach), 456 nucleotides. Its product is annotated as probable disease resistance protein At5g66910. The record is from RefSeq and is a predicted model, not a curated record. NCBI's taxonomy places the organism in Eukaryota, Viridiplantae, Streptophyta, Magnoliopsida, Caryophyllales, Amaranthaceae. The transcript has a single exon. The coding region runs from base 1 to 456 and encodes 151 amino acids.
AUGACAAAGAUGAUAAGUCAGCCACCUGAUUGGUUAUACCGCCUUCCAUGCCUUACAACUUUACACAUCGGAAAGUAUUUCGAGCGACAUGAAUUUCCAGAUAUGAGCUUCCUCUGGAAAAUCACUUCUCUCAAAAUUUUGUAUUUGUAUGGUUGGGAAAAGCUGCAUAGUCUUCCAGAACAACUCCAACACUUGACAACGCUGAAAGCUCUGCUAAUUACUGAUUUCGAGAAUAUAGAAUAUCUCCCUGAUUGCCUCGGAAAUCUUUCAUCUCUUGAUUCAUUGUAUACCUUCAAGUGCAAGAAUUUGAAAAAACUACCGACAGAGGAUGCCAUCAAGCGACUCACCAAAUUAAGAUAUUUGGAUAUUAGAGAGUGCCCACUGCUGGAGAAAGCCGUCAAGGUUAAUGGGACAGAGCAUCACAAAAUUUCCAACAUUACAGUCUGGGUUAAUUGA